AGAAGAGAGAAAAACAGAGAUGAGAAAUCGAUCCUCAAAACAGGGGAUUAAAGGAGGAGGAUCAGAAAUGGAGAUGGAGAAGAAAGAAGGAGCUCAUCUCUCUGGUGCUUACAUCCGUAGCCUCGUCAAACAACUAAGCUCUUCCAGAACCAAAGACCCUAUCAACCAUAAACCCACCGUUACUGGAGAUGGUGAUGAUGGGUUCCCUCAAAACUUCCCUAAACUUAGCGAACGUUUGCUGGGUGAGACCCAACAACCAAAUCAACCCCAACCCCAACAACCUCAACAACAACAACAACAACAACAACAACAACCAAAGAAACAGGUGAGGAGGAGACUCCAUACUAGUAGGCCUUAUCAAGAAAGGCUUCUAAAUAUGGCUGAAGCAAGGAGAGAGAUUGUGACUGCACUUAAGUUCCAUAGAGCUUCCAUGAAACAAGCCACUGAACAACAACACCAAGAACCUCCAUUCCAAACAUUGGAAACUCCACCCCAAAUUCAAUUUCCUCAACCCUCCUUAGAACAUGCAGAGAAGAUGAAAACCAGAAGAAACCCUAGAGUUUAUCAAUUAGGAGACAACACCAAUUACUCCAAUUAUAUAUCCUACCCAUCAUCAUCCUUUCCUUUCCCCCCUCAAACUCAAUUCUCAUGGCCUUCUUCUUCCCCAAUUCCAACCUCACCAAUCAGUACUGAGAACUACAAUUUUUCCUUACCCAAUCAAACCCUAGGCCUAAAUCUCAAUCUCCAUGAUUUCAAUUACAACAACAACCCAUCAAUCUACUCAUCUUCCUCUCCAUCAUCAUCAUCAUCUUAUUCUCCUCCCACUGCAAUGGAGGAAGUUCCACCAUCAUCAGCCGAAGAACCUCCAAUGAUGGACGAUGGGAGUGACUCUGGUGUGAGGACAGGAGAUCACCUUCUGCAUCCAGCCAUGGAUGAUGAGGAGAUGGCAGAGAUCAGAUCCAUUGGAGAGAAGCAUCAGAUAGAAUGGAACGAUACUAUGAAUUUGAUGACAUCGGCUUGGUGGUUUAAGUUCCUCAAGACUAUGGAGAUCAGCCCAGACCCGGAGAGCAAACAAGACGAUGGGUUUCAGAACCCAUUCGAUGAGGUCUUGGAGUUUCCAUCUUGGUUGAAUGCAAACGCAUACGAGAGCUGCUUCCUGCAACAGAAUUUGGAGUAUUUACAAGAUCCUGCCUUGCCCUGCAUGGACAUUGGAGAAAUUGAUGGAAUGGAUGCCGAGUGGCUAGACUAAGUGGAGUGGAGGUUGAUUAAUUUUUGUUAUCAAAUCUUGGUUUGGUUUGGUUUCUUCUUUUCUUUCUUGGGUCCAAUUUUCCCUACUAAUAAAAGCUUGAGAGGGUGUGCAAACCACAUGCGGAGGAGGAGAAUAAUGGUGGAAAUGAAAAACCUGCACUUUU
Messenger RNA from Telopea speciosissima, 1412 nucleotides. RefSeq lists its product as uncharacterized. NCBI's taxonomy places the organism in Eukaryota, Viridiplantae, Streptophyta, Magnoliopsida, Proteales, Proteaceae. The coding region runs from base 20 to 1249 and encodes 409 amino acids. The transcript is spliced from 2 exons. The record is from RefSeq and is a predicted model, not a curated record.